Messenger RNA from Boleophthalmus pectinirostris (great blue-spotted mudskipper), 3333 nucleotides. RefSeq names its product highly divergent homeobox (gene hdx). Gene Ontology annotation, molecular function: RNA polymerase II cis-regulatory region sequence-specific DNA binding; DNA-binding transcription factor activity, RNA polymerase II-specific. Lineage: Eukaryota; Metazoa; Chordata; Actinopteri; Gobiiformes; Gobiidae. The record is from RefSeq and is a predicted model, not a curated record. The transcript has 11 exons. The coding region runs from base 231 to 2531 and encodes 766 amino acids. Gene Ontology annotation, biological process: regulation of transcription by RNA polymerase II.
GCUCCCAUUGGCUCCUGUCUGCGCACACGUCACAAUCAUGAUUAGAAUUGAUGAUCGGACGCUCUGAUUUCAUUGUCUAGCAAAAGGGGUCUGCUGAAGAAAUCUGCUGAAUUUGAACGCACGUCUGAUUUUGACAUCAGAAAUGUUGUUAUUACCUGCCCGUGUGCGUCAUGCCCUGUCAUAAUGAGGAAAAACAGGACUGUUCCUAGAAUCAUGGAGCGCGCUCAGUGAUGACCGCCUCGUACCCCUCCAGCCGCAGGAUGGAUGCGUGGGACCAGAGGCGUGGCCUGCAAACUAUGAAUCUCCGUUCAGUUUUCACCAUUGAACAGCAGAGGAUCCUGGAGCGGUACUAUGAGAAUGGGAUGACCAAUCAGAGCAAAGCCUGCUUCCAGCUCAUCCUGCAGUGUGCUCAGGAGGCCAAACUGGACUUCAGUGUGGUCCGGACAUGGGUUGGAAACAAGAGACGUAAGCUCGCCUCCAAAGCAGACCAGAACGGAGCAAUGUCCCAUUCGUUAUCCAGUCACAGCCUUUCUGCGGGACUCCUCUCCAACCACACUUUACCUGUUGGUACUUUAUCAAAUUCUUCUAUAGUACCUGGACCCCUCCUACCUUCUGAAGUCCUCACAGCUCGUAGCAUCUCAAAUCGGGUUCACCUUUUUCCUCACUCUUCAAAUUUCAAACUUCAAACUCAAAAUUUUACUACAACACCUUCCUCGACCUCUUCAUCGCCUCUUACAGUCCGAGGCAAUACUAACAAUAAUAACAAUGACGUCAUAUUAACUGGUAUUUAUUCACUUAAUUCUGCUGAACGUUCCAGACAACGACCGGUGGCCCCUCCGCCUUCCAAGCCCGAGUCGCAACAGAACACAACUUCUUUUAACAUCAACCUAACUGUACAAAACAAAAAUAACUCUAGCGUUUUACCUCUUCAGUCAAAACCGGUUUCACUAGCUCAAAAUCCUGCUCAGUUACCUCCAUCGACAGGGGCUGUAGUUCACAAUACAGCCAAGAAGACCACCUUAUCCUCUGCGGAGACAGGUGUUAAUGUAGGAACUAUUAUACCUCAAAGCUGGACAAGACAAUAUGGUACAGCGAAUACGCUCCCAUGGUCUAACAACUCAAGCCCUCAAAUCAAGACUCAACCAAGACCUCAUUCAAACCCGCAACCUCAAAGUACUACAAAUACUAUUACUCCUCAGAAAGUGAAGGUAACACUACCAGUUCAAAACUCAAAUACUCCCUCAUCUACUCCUCGUAUACAGCAAGUUUUUACAUUGUCUGAAAAAAGCGAGUGGAGUAAGCUCAUUUCGGCGCAAGGAAAAAGCCAAAAAAUAUCAGAAAAUCGACAAUCUGCAACUAGCUUCUUGGACACCAGUCAUAAUUUCUCAAUCGCCAUGGAAACUGGAGAUGAGGAAGAUGAGUGGCAGAGGGAGGAAGAACUGGCAAAUAUGGCAGCUCAAACUUACAUCCAGAGGGAGCAGAGGAGCCCGAACGUGGGUGAACUUUGUAGUAGAAGUAGCACCACACAACAGACAACUAGCUCCAAAUCCACAGCAGUUCAAAGUAAUGAUGAUCUCCAUGGUUACGAGGCGGUGGCAGCUCAGACCUUGCUCACAACAGAGUCCAGCUCACAGACAGUUAGUGCAACAGCUGAUCCCUGGGUUUUAAACAACUCGAGAAAGAGAACGCUUCAGGAUCGGACUCAGUUCAGUGAUGGGGAUCUGGUCCAACUUAAGCGCUAUUGGGACCGAGGAAUGACGAGCCUGGGUUCUGUGUGCAAAGACAAAAUCAACGCUGCGGCCAACCAGCUCAACGUGGACACUGAAAUAGUCAAAACCUGGAUCAGUAACAGGCGAAGGAAGUAUCGUCUGAUGGGUAUCGAGAUCCCUCCUCCGAAAGGAGGGCCAGCAGUAUUUACAACCUCUCCCCCAGGAAAUGAGUCUCCCGUGGCCCUUAGCCCCGACGUGGACAGGCUCCAGACACCGGAUUUAACGGAUGACACCAAUGACGGGCUGUCUGAAGAUGGCACCAUCAGCUCCCAUAACAGAGAGGGUGAAAAUGACAUUGACAUGUCCACUGCUCCACUGGCUAAUAAUGUGAAAAUAGAAGUCAGUGACGAUGAUGAGGAAGUGAAUGAAGAUGGUGUCGAUAUGAUGGCUUCAGACCUUGAGCAAAUGCAAAGCCUGCUUGAAUUUAAGCAUGAGGAAGUGCAGUUCCUUGAGAAUGAGCUAGAGAACCAAAAACAAAGAUACCAGGAUCUUGCAAGCUUCACCAAAAGCCUGCUUAUCGCUGUGAGAAACAAGGACCUGGACAGGCAACAGGAACUCAUGGAUAGUCUACCUCCGUCUUCUGAUCAGGACUGGGAGUUUGAAGAGGAUAUACAAUCUCCUGGUUCUCCUUCAGCUGAAGACUGCACUGAGCACAGGGGGUCCCCGGGGAGCAGUGGAGGGCUCUCACCACUGACCAAUAAAGACUCCAAAAAGAAAGUGCACAAAGUUACUGAACCUUCUGCAUCAGAGGGAAAAGACUGAUUUAUUGUGUAAUACAUAGACUUAGAUGAGUUCACACGCUUCACAUAGAAACAGGUGAUCUGACAAAUAAAAACAAGAAAUACUCACCUCACGUCCUGUUGCCCUAUGGCUAUGGAUUUAAAGGUGCAUUGUGUAACUUUGCUAAUGCCAUGGAGAUGUUACUGCUUUGCCUGGAAUGUUUCAUAUUAAGGCAUUAAACCUUUCUAUCUUCAUGGAGACCAAACCGAGCCAAGUUACUGGUUAAAUCUGUGGAGAGACAACCCUGCUCACAAAACGCCAGUUUUUCCACAUAUUUCCAAGCUAUAAAACCACCUGUAAUUGAUUAAAAUGUAAGGUAAAUCUGUUUAAUGUCAUAUUGUGGAACAUUCUAAGCAUAACAAAGAAAUUUCCACAGAAACAAGAAGGUGACGGAUACACAACCAAAAAGUUACACAGUGCACCUUUAAGCAUCAUCUUGAUAGUUGGACUGACGUUGCCUUUUUAUUGUAUAUUUGCCUUGCUCUAGGGUUGUCCAGACAGAAUAAUAAACACUCACCAAGUCACUCACUCUUUAUAAUGUGUUAGAUUCAUGUUUCAGUAUGUAAAUGUACACCAUGAGUUCAACUUAAAGGUUCAGUGUAUAACUUGUCUGGAGGAGGGUCUGUUGCUUGCUUGUCUCCAUGGAGAUGUGCCUAAAACAUUAUACAGUAUAGCCGUAAACUUAAGAAUCUCCAUGGAGACUUGCAAGCCGAAUUACAGGUUAGAUUUCUGGAGAGGUGACCCCACUCAUAGUAAGAAUUAAUGUUUUGUUUAUAUAUCUAUA